GACUUUAUGCUGCAGCAGCGGAGGACGCCAGGAGCGUGCAAGGACAUCACGAUAAAAUAAUCAUGUUUCGCGUUUUAUCCCGCACUUCGUGUCUGACACGCAACUCUGCAGCUGGUAUCUACGAGUCGUCUGCUUUAUCACCUAAAUGUGACAAGGUUUCCAGGGCUUUAAAUGGACGUGGAGUUAAUGCUUUCAGCACACAUUCUGCUAGACUCUGUGAAAAGAAAGACCAGGUUGUCACCUCUAACCAAGAUGAGAACAUAAAUGCCGGUGAAGAAGAUAAGCAGCAAAAGAUGGUUGAACAGAAGGAGGAAGCAGUGGUGGUGAAGGCUGAUGACCGAGGUGCCACGCAACAGCAAAGUCCACAGGUUGUGGCUGCAACACCAACAGAACUCAAGAGCGAUGGAGCAAAGAGUGGCAAAGAGACUCUCCUGGGUCUGCUCGGAGCCAUGAAAGUUGAAGUCACUAAUAAAAGGAAGCUCAAAGAUUUGAAGACGAAGCAACAUUUUGAGUCAGCUACGCAAUUUACGUCCAAGCCACAAAAAAUGGAGAGUACCAUCAGUAUGUUUCAAAAAGCAGCAGCAGAAGCUUCUUCACAAAGUGAGACGCUGGAACCCACUUUGGUUGCAGCGGCUUCUGCCGCCGCCGCCACUCUUCCUAACCAGAAGCGGGCAGAGUCCGAGCUGCUCAGGCAGCUGAGGCAGCGCAAAGCUCUCACUGAGGCUCAGAAGAAAGGCGACUUGAACAACCUGGGUGAUAUUAUUGCUGACAUGAAAGUUGGAAAGAAAGCCAGCCGCCAGAGUGCCGGGGGUGCAAAUCAGAUCCAGUUUGAUGAGGAUGGGCGAGGGUACAGCUACAGCAGAGGAAUCACCAGUGAGCUGGCUGGUGUCCGCAGACGGAGGAAUCUCCUCUCUACAAAAAGACUCAACAUCUUUUCCCCCCCUGCUGAAGAAGAUGGAGGUGAAUCGGCAGUUGCUAAGCCGACUCUGUGGGACGUUGAUUUUACAAAUCAGCUGGUGCAAGUGACCAACCACAAGCCCCGCAACGGGUUUGAGGAAAUGAUCCAGUGGACCAAAGAGGGGAAGCUGUGGCAGUAUCCCAUCAACAACGAGGCUGGCCUGGAGGAGGAAGUUAAAGUUCCGUUCCAUGAGCACAUCUUCUUGGAGAAGCACUUGGAGGAGGGCUUCCCUCGUCAGGGACCGGUCCGUCACUUCAUGGAGCUCGUGGUGGCCGGUCUGUGCAAAAACCCCUACCUGACCGUGCAGCAGAAGAAGGAGCACAUUUCCUGGUUCAGGGACUACUUCCAUCAGAAAGAGGAAGUCCUUAAUGAGGCUGAUGUUUACCUCAACUGACCUCAGGAGGGUUCAUCUUUCCCCGUUUUUAGCGGAUGUGGGUUUAUUAAAAAGACUCUGCGGCAGUGAUCAUCUCGGACAUAAAGACUAACGGGUUCCAUCAGAGAUCUAUAUUAGAUUUCUUCCUGGAGAGCAGUUGGAGUGGACUUGACACAACAUUUUAGUGUUUGAUAACUUCAACACGUUCGUCUGCAGAAAAGAGGAAAAACGGCCGCAAGGAAAGUGAACUGUACACUCAAAGCUUAAAUAAAAGCGUUUUUCUUAUUUCA
Cololabis saira (Pacific saury) is the source of this 1621-nucleotide messenger RNA. It is a transcript of the gene mrps31, whose product is annotated as mitochondrial ribosomal protein S31. Gene Ontology annotation, cellular component: mitochondrial small ribosomal subunit. The record is from RefSeq and is a predicted model, not a curated record. Gene Ontology annotation, molecular function: structural constituent of ribosome. NCBI's taxonomy places the organism in Eukaryota, Metazoa, Chordata, Actinopteri, Beloniformes, Belonidae. The transcript has 7 exons. The coding region runs from base 63 to 1352 and encodes 429 amino acids.